Messenger RNA from Microthlaspi erraticum, 540 nucleotides. NCBI's taxonomy places the organism in Eukaryota, Viridiplantae, Streptophyta, Magnoliopsida, Brassicales, Brassicaceae. The record is from the annotation of a GenBank genome assembly.
AUGGAUGAUGUUCGUGAAUUGCAGAAGAAGAUCAGUGAUUACGAAAGGAAAAUGCUCCACUACAAAACUAAGAUUUUUCGUCUCGAGAAUGAUAUUUUUGACAAGGAUCAAGAGAUCAUAGGUGCAAAAUUCACGCUACUCCAGGCUCUGCCAGAGAUAAACACUCCAGAAAAUAAUACAUUAGCUGACAUAGAAAGAAUCCCGGGACGCAUAGAUCCAAUGAUUUACUAUAAAGCAUGUAAUCCUGGUGAGGAGGAACCAUUGACGAAUGAAAGAGGAAUGCUUGAGUCUGGAAAGCUGUCAAGUGAAUGGGCAUUGAAGAUCACGCGAACCAAGAGGCCAAAUUUUUCGGAACUGAAAGACAAAUAUGGUGAGGAGCUCUACAAUGCUGUCAAGAUUGCAUGGAUUGAGGCACAAGAAAGUAGAAGAACAGGUGUGAAGCUCAAGCCUUGGAACUACGAAGCUGGAAGAGAGCAAACAUUAGCUGAGCUACUCGUUCUAGUUCAAGCGCAGAUCCAAAUUCUUAAGAACCACCACUGA